Messenger RNA from Papaver somniferum (opium poppy), 537 nucleotides. RefSeq lists its product as uncharacterized. The coding region runs from base 1 to 537 and encodes 178 amino acids. The transcript has a single exon. NCBI's taxonomy places the organism in Eukaryota, Viridiplantae, Streptophyta, Magnoliopsida, Ranunculales, Papaveraceae. The record is from RefSeq and is a predicted model, not a curated record.
AUGGCCGCCCGACUAGAAAAGGACAAGGAGUUUCAUAUCUCAAUGAUGCUAGAAGGUUCCAUGGAGGACAAAGAAGCAACUUUUAAAUAUUUGCUAACUAGUGUUAAAGGCCCGGAGGGAAAUGCACCGGUCAAAUGGGAGCAUUGGAUGAGAAUGCCGGAGUGUGGCCAUCUAUUGGCGGAUACGUGGAAUUGUGUGGUACAUUUUUUUUGGAAGGGACUAUCUAUAGCAUUUGCACCAAAACAUGCGGUUUGCUUGGAGCAACUCAAGCAUAGAAGAAUUGUCAUGGCUUUGGUGGAUAAAAAUCAUUUUAUCGGUCUACAACUUAACAAGGAAUGUCCAUUACCUCCUCUUUGUAUGUUUAGUUUUUGGGAGAAGUUCAGAAACAAGAAGAGCAAGGAAUGGAUGAAACUUUAUGAGGACAACAUGGACCUUUGGAAUGUUUUAGAUGAGUCUAAGGAAUGUCACAUAGAUUUGACUAAAGGAGGUUUAAUAGAUUUGAAUGAAAUCCCUCCAAUAUAUUUGAGUGAUGAUUGA